CUGCUCCAGCAUGGUCUCUCAGUGAACGCGCAGACAAUGGUCGGAGACACGCCACUGAUGAUGGCUGUGAUGGGAGGCCACCGUGAGACAGUAGAGCAUCUCAUCGAGAAUGCAGCUGAUGUGAACAUGCUCAACGGCGACAAGGAGUCGGCUCUGCACAAGGCCGUGUCGGAGAGCACGCAGAACAUCGUCCGGGUCCUGUGCGCAGCGGGAGCAAGCCUGGCGGUCAAGAACAGGGACGGGCUGACGCCAGUCCAGCUCGCCGAUGAGAAGGGAGACACACAGGUGACAGCCCAGCUCGCCGCGAGGCGCUUGCGGGAGCCGUUGACGCGGCCGAGCAGAUCAUCGAUAUUCUGUCCCGCCAUGCCGGCAGGGCCAAGUCCACCGUCUCUGCCGAGGGAUCCUUCGGCUACGAGAGGUGGCAAACUCGCCCAGCAGCUCCCGCAGGUCUGCGAGCUGAGAAGCAGAGAAGCUGGCGCAUGGAUGUUGACAAGUGCUCCAGAAGCCCCAGCGGAUGUCGAGAAGCCCAAGGAGGAGGAGGAGGAGGCAGCAGCCUCGGAGCAUGCAGGUAAGAGGCACAAGGGAGCUGAGGAGAGAGUGAUGUGCUUGGGUAGGAGGGGAAAUGAAGAAGGGCGAUGGAGCACAAUCCAGUGA
Guillardia theta CCMP2712 is the source of this 654-nucleotide messenger RNA. RefSeq lists its product as hypothetical. The transcript has 3 exons. The record is from RefSeq and is a predicted model, not a curated record. The annotation marks the transcript as partial. Gene Ontology annotation, molecular function: protein binding. Lineage: Eukaryota; Cryptophyceae; Pyrenomonadales; Geminigeraceae.